AUGGCCCUGAUAUCCUUGACGAUGCUCACGGUCGCAAUGCGAUCGUCGCAGCAAUGCUUUUGUACGCAACAAUAUGCAACUGGUAACGAGAAGGACGUUCUACUAGGGAUCAUUGCGAAGGUACAAUCGUGGGAUGUAAAGUUAAACAAAGAGAUGUUGUCACAGCUGCAGGGCAAGAAGCUCGACACUUUCUCAAGAAUGACGUGGUUCCUUCGCAGACAAAGGGUGCGAGGGAUCACAGCGAAUAUAUCAGCACAAAAAGACACUCUCAUUGCCCUGCAAGCAUCCAUGUUGGCGAGGCAAAUGGUCGAUCUGAAUAGGCGACAGUUGUCCGAGAGAACUUACUAUGGUCUGUUGCUGACAAGACCAGGGAAAUCGAGCAGUACGAACCCGACGAGGACGUCGGAAGGAACCAGCAAUCGAGACGCUCGGUUGACGGGUUCUCCGAAGAAAUGA
Macroventuria anomochaeta is the source of this 456-nucleotide messenger RNA. RefSeq lists its product as uncharacterized. Bases 1 to 456 code for a protein of 151 amino acids. Lineage: Eukaryota; Fungi; Ascomycota; Dothideomycetes; Pleosporales; Didymellaceae. The record is from RefSeq and is a predicted model, not a curated record. The transcript is spliced from 3 exons.